UACAUGUUUCCACAGCAUUCCACAACAUUUCCACGUUUUCCCUGUGGAACAAAGUAAAUGUUUAUUUUCCCAACCUGAGAUAUGUGAUUGAGGGAAUAUGUGUAUAUAUGUGUAAAAGCUGAGAUCCUGUGAUGACAUCCUGUGUGAGGUGUCUAACAAAAGCAUAAAAGCACCGGGUGAUGAAGCAGGGCCGCGGUUCCUGCUCGGGGAGGUGAGAACUGUCCGGUGCUGAAGGGGAGAAGAUGAGCUCAGCGCGCGCCGGGGGGCAGGUAACGUCAGCAGUCGGCCGGAGCAAGGAAAGACUGUGAAUACACACCUACCAAGUGUUUAUCGGCGCUCAAUCACUGAUACACAUCGACUCACAUUAAUGAUGGGCAGCUAAUCACCUCCGUGUGACUCAGAGACGCUUUUUAUCUUUUUAUUUCGGCGCCUCAGCAGCAUCCCGCGCCCUCCGCUCGGCUUGAAAUGGGAUGAUAUGGGAUUUUUCAUGUCGACGAAGAUCGGAUGGAUUGUUGCCUUUGCCACCGUAGUUCUGUCCUUAGCGGUGCCAGGAGACUCUGUCGAUGUGAAGUGUGAGAACAUUUAUAAGGACUUCUCCGAAUGUGUCCUGGAGCUGGGAGAGAGCAUGGACAACUACCAGGAGAACGUGACCAGUGAGAGGGGAGUGGCAGCUGUGUGCAGCCACUGGGAAGCUUUCCACACUUGUGCGCUCACGGCGCUGUCCGACUGUCAGGAGGAAGUCAGCUCCAUCUGGGAGACUCUGAGGCAGGACUCCAGGAAGAUACGCUUCCAGGGAAGUCUGUUUGAUCUGUGCAGUCCCAGCUCCUCUCCCAGUCUAAGUUCACCUAGCGCUGUCCUCAUCUUGCCGCUGAUGCUGGCCUUGACUGGGCCCGGCUGGGCUUCUGCAUAGAUGGAGCAGGGGUUGGGUGAGGAGGACGCCGUAUUCGCCGUGCUUCGGUCCUCCAGAGUUUAAACUUAAAGCCAAGGAUUUAAGAGCACAAAUGUUUCAAAGGAUUAUUUUGACCUAGAGUCGCUGAUGUCUGUGAUGAAUGAGGUUUGAAAUUCUCUCAAAUACUCCAGCUUUGGGUGGAGUGGCAGAAAGAAUUGCAUUAUAAACAGAUUAAAAGCACACACUCUCGUGGAUUUCACAUUCAAUUUGGUCAGCUCAUUCUACUAUCAGACACCUGUGGCUCUGGGUUACUAACACUGUACAAGGAGCAGGCACAUUGCCGCAUAUAUCUGUACAAUGUCGUGCAGUAAAACACAGCUUGCAAUAGUUUACCUGUGUGAAAAUAUAACGUCUAAUUUUUGUAGUUUUUAAGCCCAAAUAACUUUUUAUUCAUCGCUCACAUUUUUGUAUAUAAGAUAGUUAUUGCAUCCAUGGUGUGUUUUGUGUAAAGUCUGAUUUCACCAUGCUCCUUAAAGAAAAGGUUUGAUUUUACAAUAAGUAAAUUAGAAAACUGACCCCACUUUAAGAUCUCACCAGUAAAUAUGAAAGGCAUAGCAACCAGUUUUAGCUUAGCUUGUCAUUAAAUAUAUAUAUUUUUCACUUUUGUGUAAUUUGAAGAAAUGAUUUAUAAAAUGUUUGUGAAUGAUCUGUGCUGGCAGUUCUGCCCCACCCUCUUAUUUCCAGUUUUUAAGCUAACCAGCUGCUGCUUGCAGUACAGACGAUGGGGCUGUCAGACUACUACAAUGCCAGUCUGCCUCUUUAAUUAUGAGCUACAGCAUAAACCUUUUGACCUCCACUGAGUUUGUAUAAACACAGCUUUGCUCUGUAAAAACACUAAAGAGACACGUCAUGAAGAAUAACAUCUUACCGCUUUUAAGUUCCUUACAAACUUGGUACGAAAACCAAGGAAAAUAUUGUUUGGUUGGUUGUCCUCUGUUGUAACAAUGCUUCAUGUUAAAUAUUAUACUACUGGAAAGCCUGUUAAUUUCUCCUUACAUGCUGCCACAUUUGUAAGGAAAACACAUUUUUGGGUUGAGCAGCAGAGUUGAGUAUGUGGGUUGCACCCAUGAAAACCUUGCCAAAUCUUCAGCUUAUUCUGCUUCUGACUCUUGUUUGGUGCUUAUUGGAUUGGACGAUCGAAGUCUGAAGAAACAAAGUAUAUUGGCAAUUUAACAAUGACAAACCAGAUUUGACAAGUUUUUCAGGGGUGCAGCUCUCAUACUCAGAUUUAUUGCCGAGACGUAUUGUUACAACAUAGAAAUUAUCGACCAAACGCAAAUUUCUGUACUUUUUGUUUAUUUAAGGUUGUUACCGAUCAAACAAAGAGCCAAAUCAGACUCGACAUGACUAAACAACAUUUGUAUGCACUAUAGAGGUGAAUUCACUCUUUAACUUGUUUUGAAGUGUAGAAAAUGUUGUAGUAAGGUGACAAUCAAGCAGUUCGUACACAACUUUGGAUUCCCUUUUUCCUUAUAAGCUUUCAGCCCAUCAGGGCUGAUGUUGCAUAGCUGCUAUAAAGACACCAAAAAAUAGGGGAUGUAUAUUGCACAUGAUCCAUGUUAAACCUUUAGUUAAACCACGGCUCCUUUUAAUUUUCCAACCCACUGAUCGUUGUGUAAAAACAAAAUUUUUGUUUUUGUGACUUUCUGUGAGAAAAUGCUCACUUGCUAUUAACAUCCUAUUACUAACCUUGUGCAUUAAAGUAGUCUGCAUACUCCAGUAGAUGACAGAAUACACGUGGGUGGCUUUUCAAAGACAAAUCUGCCAUAAAGUUCUACUGAUUACAUCAUUAAUAUGUGUUUGAUAUAUCAAACAAUGUUCUCCUCUUCUAAAAAAAUUUUUUUAUCUGUUAAGUCAAAUUGUGAGAAUAAUAACAAACUUCAGAAACAGAAAGAUUAAUGUGUAAUAACUUGCAUCUAUUUAGCACAAAAGUCUAUGAGAUGUCAUGAGUAGUAAUUGUCUUUUGUGAUUAAUAUUUUGGUGAAUGUGUCAUGGAAAAAAAAACAGUGUUUAUUCUUAAAACAGCAUCAAGCCCUUUGGUUCGGAGUAAAUUCAAAUGUUGGAGAAAUAGUGUUUCUCUUUUGUUUGUUUUGCCCAAACUGUGUCCAUAUAUACAUAUUUGCUUUAAAAAUGAUCUUAACAAAGUUGGAUCAUUCAGUCGUUUAUGUUAUCACAAGUGCAUGGUGAUUUUUGUGACAGUGCUUCAGAAAAAAGGACAGAUUGUUAUUUUACCUCGGAGAUGGCGUACAGUGGUCUUGAUCUGUGCAUGAAGUUAUAGCUCCUCAGUGUGCCUGCAUCCUUUGUUAUGCAGAUGUAUUAUCCUCACCCCCAUACCUACCUAGACUCCAUCAGCAUGUUUGCUCUGUUUCUAUUUCUUUCAUCUUUCAAAGUGCAAUCCCUUUUCCAAAAAAGGUGGGAAGAGCCAAAUAAAACAGAAUGUUUGGAUUUGGAAAUCAUGUAAACCCCUAUUUAAAAUAAAUAUAACACACCAUACUAAAUAUAAUGAGAUGGAUAGCUACAAAUGUCACAUCUCAAAAGCACUUGAGAUAAGAGCGUGUUCAUCACUUCUUGAAACAACACUCCACAAGCAUUUCGAAGCUGAGAAAACCAAAUGUAGUUCUGAAAUCAAUUUUUUCCCAAUUUAUGCUCGUUAACCUGCUCAACAGUUCAGUUGUUCUCUGCAGAAGAUGCCACCAUACGUUCUUUUAAAGCCUGUUUAACAUUAAUGAUGCCUGGAUGGACAAAAGUAUUGGGCCACCCACAUGUUACACCUACAGGAGCUGCUCGGUUAUGGAAAGUCGUGCCACGAAGCUCCUAGUGGACAGUUUUUGUGCUGAUGUUAAUGCAAGAGGAGGCUUUCUGCAGUUACUAAGACAGCAGAGCGUUGGCAGCUUUUACACACUAUGCACCUCAACGCUCGCCAGCUCUGCUCUGUAUCUUUAUGUGACCACUCGUUGGCUGAGUCGUUGUGGUUCCUAAACGCUUCCACUUUGCAAUAAUACCACUGACUCUUGAUUUAGACUUCUGCAGGGAAUCUUUGUAGAGCCUACAACGUAACGUACGUAAGUGGCUGAUGUCAUUUGUGCUUGUGCUGGUGCAUUAUGUGUGGUCAUGUCUCAGUGUUUUAUAUGCGGUGCCAGGUGAUAGGAAUAAAUAAACUGCAGGGAUUUUUUUCCUCCUCUUAUUGAAGUCAGUGUUUUUGAGGGUCCAAACAUAUUUGUUACUCUGGGGGAGAAUAGCUUAAGCAGUUUUCUCCACUACAAUAGCUUAAGCAAUUUUCCUCCAGGAAUUUGCUGACAUUUAUGAGUCUUCAUAUAGAUAUGAUUAUUUUUCCUUUUAAUGAGGUAAUGAUUGUUAUUCUCACAUGGAUAAAUUCAAAAGGAAAAAUCAACAGGACUGAACAGGCCAGUCACAAUAGCUGACAUGUAGUCGAAUCACGUUAUGGCUCAGGGUUUAAGGGGGAUUUGUGGUUGCGACAAUUAGAGCAUAGAUCAAAAAGCAUAAACCCAAAGUAACAACUAAUGUUGUAACAACGACAUCCUACUACAGGGCAGCACUUAAGUUCUCAAGAACUCAGCGAGUUCUUGAGAACAACCCAUUCUUUCACAAGCAGACUGCAGGUGUGGCUACGUGCUUGAUUUGAUACACCUAAAUUCAAACAUUAAGAGGUGUGGCCUAAUACUUUUGUCCUGUAUAGUAUAUGUGCAAUUUACCAUACCAUACAUACUAAUGCUUCCCAUAUCAUGGUUGCUAGUAUGUAGGUGGUAAGAUUUAAUAGUUUAUGCAACUACCAGAGAAGACAACAUAUCAGGAUGUUUCUUUAUUUUUGUUUGUUUUAAUUUAUUCUUAUGGAUGACAAGACAAACCUGUUCUCUGACAGUGGUCCUGAGUCGCUAUACUGAUCUUCACAACAUAAUCAUGUCUAUUUCUAAUGCAGUGCUACGCUUCAACAUUGGCUUUUAGCCGUUUCACUUGCAUACAGAGAUUUCUUUGGAUUUUCUCUGAACCUUUCAGUGAUAUUAUGCACCAUCCUUACUUCUGACAUAGUUUUCUGGGACGCUUUCUUUACUAAGAGUCAUUUUACUCGCCUGUCCAGUACUUUAACAGCAUCAUCUUUAAAACGAGAACAUAUUUAAAAAUAACAAAGUUAAAGAAUGUUUUUUUUGGACUACUUUCAUGAAUUACGGGGUUUAAAUUUUUUGCAAAACAACGCACUCUGUUUUUAUUGAUAUUUUUGCCUAAUGCCACAGCUUUUUUAGAAAGAGGUUUGUACUGCUGUUACGUCAUCCACUGUGUACCUGGGGGUAACAAUACAAAAAAAAAAAGUUGUGAUGUCCUCAAGGCAUGAGCAAUACAAUAGUCACUUCUUAAGAGGGGACUUUUUUCCCUGCUGUUGAACAAAGCAUGAUGAUACCAUAGUAAUCCUAAUAAUGACAGCUCAAACAUGGAAAGAACUCCUGAAUGUAAAACCAAGUUCAGUAUCCAUGUGAGGGUUUGGUUUUUUUCAGUUUAAUACACAAUUUACAAGACUGUAUAAAGCAAUAUAUGGAAAAGUAAUGUGUUUAUAAUAAUAAAGCACAAUGUUUAAAACCUAAGUGUGUGCUCACUGGCUUCAGGAGAGUAACAGCACUAAGAUGGAAACCGGUGGUACAUUUACUGAUUGCAGCCGAUCCUUUUUAACCCAUCUAUUACAGUUUCUGUUUUUAGUCAUCCCCGGAGCAAAGUGGGGGUAAGGACGACUGCAACCAGCGUUUUUCAACUCGUUAGUGCUCUCCCAUCUGCUACUUUCCACCUGGACACUUCCUGCAGCGAGGGAUCAAGGCCCAGGGCAGAAAAGGUUUGGAGAAGUAAAGACAUGCAUGUGGAAAUACCCUCAUUAGAGAAGCCAUGUUUGAUGUCUGAAGCACGAUGGCCAAUGUUUGUUUUUGCUUUUUUGUUUUUCCACCUGCAGUUUCCUCUCCAAGACUUUACCCUUUUAAUAUAAUCAACAUGAGAUGUGCAGACAUUUAAAUCUCCAGAAAGGAGAAAUUCGCACACCGUCUGCAAUUUCCUUUUCUCCCCAAGGAAUUUAAUGAUGUGAAUAGAUCUAUCCAGAGUUUGUAUAUUGAAUUACAUUACCAAAAAAAAUCUAAGAUACAAAAGGUGAUGUGAACACUUUCAGAGGUUCCACUGCUAGAUAACAAAGUAGCAACUUAGAAAGAGUAGUCACGAGUUUGUACAAAGUAAAAAUAAAGUAAUUUGUGGAGAUUUCGGGAAACAGUUGUUCACCUUUUUGUAAGAGUCGGCUCACUCUUAUAUAGAGCAGGGGUGUAAAACAUAAGGCCCAGGAGCCAGAAUCGGUCGGGUCGGGUGAAGCCAUCCAAUCCGGCCGAUUGGAUGGCUUUGAAAGUGAAGGAGGACAUAAAUGUUAAACUUUUUACAGUUUUUUUUCCCCACAAGUUUUACAUCUUUUCCAACUGAUAAGACCUCCCCCGCUGCCAUUCACAAUACACCAAAGUAAUUAAGUUACAGACUCCUGUAUUUUACACAUUUACUUCUUACAGUGAAGCCCAACAGGUCGCACUGACAGGUUUUCUUUCAUUUACAAUAGCGUUGCAUUUCUUUAUCAUGUAAAAAAAACCAAGUCAUACUGUUAAAAUUGCACUUUUAUCUUACAUUAAGAUGAAAUGUGUACACGGACAGAAACUGGAGUUUUACUUGUUCGGCCCACAUAAGAUCAAAGUGGACUUUAAGCCUGACAUCUCUUCUGUGGAGUAAAUAUGAAGCUACUGCUUAAAUGGGAGGAUGGGAAGAAAUCCUGACACUUUUCACUUCUCGCUUACUAGCAGCUCAGGCAAGACCUCCCUCAUUAUAAUAUUAUGCAUAUUUAAGACAACAAGUCAUCGAUAUACCACGCUAAUUACCUUGAGAGGUGAUGGAUUACAUUCUUUGGACAGGCUAGCUUUUUCUGUUCCUACUCAAAGCAGCUUGAAUGGGAGCUGCUUUCCAAUUUGAGGCUGCACCUUCCAAUAUCGCCCCCUGCAUCAUAAUUAUAAACUCAUUUCACACCUUAGGAAAACGUGACUGCAAAACAAGACACUGCAUCAUCCGCACCAUCAAAGCUGCAAAGGUUUUAAACUGACAGUCUAAAGAAGAGCAUCUCGAGCGUGUGUAGCAUGAGCUGUAACACAUUAAAGACAAAAAGUCAAUUCUGUUAAGAGUUUAAACGUCACCAGCGAAAUGAGCAGUCUGACACUGCUCCAAAAAGGAGAAAAAAAAAAAAAAGACAUCAGAGCCGCACAUUUUAGGACUUUCCCCAUCACAUCCUCCCCGAACAGCAAUUUUUCAGAAGCACAGACAAAGCCAGCUGUCAGAACGCAGCUGGUGGCUGACAAACUGUCCCCGAAGUGGCCAAACGGUUUGCAUAAUACAUCAUGCCAUAAAGAGACAGAACCCAACAAUGCUUGCUGUGCAAAAUGUGGUACAGACUCAAAAAGAAAAGCAUUUAACAAGGAUUAGGAGGCUGAAUGUAGGAAACAUCAAAUUGAGCCUGGUUUUUAUUACUUUGGACCACUUAUUGAACUCGAAUUAUGACGCAUAAAAUCUUUCCUAUAUUUGGAUUUACAUGAUGACCUACUGAUUAGCAUACAGUGCUUAACAAAUUUAUUAGACCACCAGUGUAAGAUUUAUGC
Molecule: messenger RNA, 7620 nt
Organism: Pundamilia nyererei
Lineage: Eukaryota; Metazoa; Chordata; Actinopteri; Cichliformes; Cichlidae
Product: neuritin-like
Exons: 3
Coding region: 476-910 (144 amino acids)
Biological process (GO): nervous system development; neuron projection extension
Cellular component (GO): plasma membrane
Source: RefSeq, a predicted model, not a curated record